Talaromyces marneffei is the source of this 735-nucleotide messenger RNA. RefSeq lists its product as uncharacterized. The record is from RefSeq and is a predicted model, not a curated record. Lineage: Eukaryota; Fungi; Ascomycota; Eurotiomycetes; Eurotiales; Trichocomaceae. The transcript has 2 exons. Bases 1 to 735 code for a protein of 244 amino acids.
AUGACUGUCGACGCCGGAACAGCAACUACCAUAGUUAACCCACCCAGGGUUACACUCAGAGCACCCGUCUCUCUCUUUCACCAUGAGUUGGUGACAAAAGACUAUCUACUUCUACAGUUCCAUGCUGCUGCUGCUUUGCAGUUACAGUUUGGCACACAGCGUCAUGAAUUGGCUGCAACAUCAGACGAUCGCUUGAUUGCAUCCCCAUACAAUGAUCCUGGGAAUCUGUUAGAUUUGAAGAGCCUUGAGACACCUUAUCAGCUACUGGCAAAAGCCUUGACCAUCUUCAAGCCCAUCCGUGACGAUUAUGCUGUCGCACCAUACAUCGAAUCCUUCAACUGGCAGGCUGUUGUUGAUUUCUUGCGUGAUCUCUCGAUUGCCGAAGGCUAUCAAUGGAAAAGACAGCGAUUCUAUGUUGUCACAUUCCGGUCCACUCUGAAACCCGUCAUCGAUAAUCAGCGACUGCACGAUCUGGACUACCACUCGCACCAAGAAGCUAUGGCUAGUGGUGGUUUGUUGAAGUAUUGGUUUGGCGCUAAAAAUGAGAAGCAUCAGAACUUGGCAACUUGCGUCUGGAGAAACAGAGAGGAUGCAAGGGCAGGCGGCACUGGCCCAUGGCAUAAACAGGCUCGUGCUGCAGUAGGAGCCAUGUACGACAACAUUGUGUUCAAGACUCUUGCCUUGGUCAUCGACGACGAUGCAUCUUCAUGGGAGAUUUCCGACUGGACGGACUAA